Episyrphus balteatus (marmalade hoverfly) is the source of this 1113-nucleotide messenger RNA. Its product is annotated as angiotensin-converting enzyme-like. The coding region runs from base 54 to 692 and encodes 212 amino acids. The transcript is spliced from 2 exons. NCBI's taxonomy places the organism in Eukaryota, Metazoa, Arthropoda, Insecta, Diptera, Syrphidae. The record is from RefSeq and is a predicted model, not a curated record. Gene Ontology annotation, molecular function: peptidyl-dipeptidase activity; metallopeptidase activity. Gene Ontology annotation, biological process: proteolysis. Gene Ontology annotation, cellular component: plasma membrane.
UCUAAGAAGAAGUUGAAAAAUAUCAAAACAUUAUUUAUUUUUUAACUUCAACAAUGAACGAAAGGAAUUUCAUUUAUCUCAUAGUUUUCGAGGUUAUUGUACUUGAACUUAGCAAUGGAACAUCAGAAUUAAUCACAGAUGAAACUAAAGCUAGAUUAUUUGCACAGCAUGCAAGUGAUAAAUUUUUCAAUACAAUCGAUACUAUCGAAACAGAAAUGAGUCACGAAAAUAGUAAUUCAGAUGCUGAAAUGUUAUUUCAAAAUAUAUCAACAAUUGCUGCUAAUAUUUUUGAAGAAACUAAAAAGUUUGACUUUAAAAAUUUUAACGAUAAAAAUUUAAAAUUUAUUUUCGAAUCGAUUCGUGAUUGUGUUGGUGAAUUUGUUAUUGGCCAAGAACGAUCUUAUGAAAUAUUUUAUACAAUUUAUCAGUUGACUAAUUUGUCAAAAUCUCAUGAUAUUAAAGAAUAUCAUGAUGGAAGUAUUGAUGUUAAAUAUGAUCCAGAUGUUAAAAAUAUUAUUAAAUCAACAAAUGAUACAGAUGAGUUGGAAUAUUAUUGGACAGAAUGGAGGAAAAUUAGUGGAGCAUGGGCAGACAAUCAUUUACAUACUUUGGUUGAGGGAUUACAAGAAGCUGCAAAGUUUAGAGGUAAUGUAGUUUUAUUUGAUUUUAUCAAUAUAAAGGGCUGUAAAUAAUUGUAUCAUAACUAAAAAUUUUAAUUGAGAAAGUUUAAAUAAUUAAGUCGGUCAUUUUUAUUCUUAACGAUCACUUUGGCAUUUUCCGCUGCUAUUUGUUCGAGAUUUCUUGUCGAAGAAAUCUAAAACUGAGUCUAAUGUCAAUGACGACUAAAAAAAUCAAUAAUAGUUAUGAAAAAAAAUCUCGCAUACUUUUAAGAAUGUGAGUCUAAUGACAAAAAUGAAAUUUUCUUGAAAAACUCAAGAAAUGAGCCUAAUGCCAAAAACAACUAAAAAAAAACAAAAAUUGUCUGGAAAAACUCUAAGAAGAAUGAUGAAUCUAAAUCUAAGGCAAAAAAAAAUAUUUUUCCUCGAAAUACUCUAAAAAUGAGUGUAUCCCAAAAACGACUCAAAAAUCAUCACGGGCAGAAAAAACUUUAAU